Molecule: messenger RNA, 2712 nt
Organism: Myripristis murdjan (pinecone soldierfish)
Lineage: Eukaryota; Metazoa; Chordata; Actinopteri; Holocentriformes; Holocentridae
Gene: rad17
Product: RAD17 checkpoint clamp loader component
Exons: 17
Coding region: 216-2159 (647 amino acids)
Biological process (GO): DNA repair; mitotic DNA replication checkpoint signaling; DNA damage checkpoint signaling
Cellular component (GO): Rad17 RFC-like complex; nucleus
Molecular function (GO): chromatin binding; DNA clamp loader activity
Source: RefSeq, a predicted model, not a curated record
UUAAAAGUAAAACUCUGGUAGGCUCGUCUUGUUUUCUCACGUUUUAGGUAAACUGCAAGGGUCUUUUAUGUAACAAUUAGUUUCUCAGAAUAACCGGACGUCUUUUUGGAGUGACGAGAGGCCGAGGGCUGGUUUGUGGCAGCACCGCAGAUGGUCAGGCGAGUCUCCUAGUUUGACCAUCUGCCCCAUAUCAAUGUGCUGCGCCGAAGCCUAGGAUGUCCAAGCUUUCUCUGGGACAAAAGGUUGCCCAAAGCAAAGUGAACCGCUGGGUGGACCCAUCCUUCACUGAUCUGUCGGGGAAAUCAGCUCUCUCCGGGGUGAGGAAGGGCCGCCAGGCUCGGCUUUCCAAGGAUGAACUCUGUGGAAGCAACAGGAGCAAGAAGAGGAGGGGAGAGGCCAGCACCUCCUCCUCCACCACCUGCCUGGACAGAGGGCCUCCCCUCAGGGAGCAGGACGAGCCCUGGGUGGACAGACACACACCCCGCUGCCAGGCUGAGCUAGCUGUGCACAAGAAGAAAAUAGAGGAGGUGGAGAACUGGAUGAGAGCACAUGCUGACACUAAAGCCUUAAAGGGUGGUGCUGUCCUGUUGCUGACGGGUCCAUCUGGCUGUGGGAAGAGUGCUACAGUGCAGGUUUUGUCACGGGAGCUGGGCUUCAGGGUGCAGGAGUGGACCAACCCCUCCAGUGUGGACCCAGAUGUCAACAUAUUUGACUCUGAGCCUGCCUGGAGGUUGAACGGUUUUCCCAGCAGCCAAUCUGCCCAGUUCCAGGAUUUCCUCCUCAGGGCCAACAAGUACAACUGCCUGCAGAUGGCUGGAGAUGGAGGUAGCUCAGACAAGAAGCUUAUCCUUGUGGAGGACUUUCCAAACCAGUUCUACAGGCAUCCAGGAAGCCUGCAUGAUAUCCUGAGGAGGUUUGUGAAAACCAGCAGAUGUCCCUUGGUGUUUAUAGUGUCGGACAGUCUGAGUGGAGACAGCAGCUCCAGGUUUCUGUUCCCCAAAGAGAUCCAGGAAGAGCUGGGCAUCAGCUGCAUCAGUUUCAACCCGGUGGCUCCAACCACGAUGAUGAAGGUCCUCGUUCGCAUCGCCACCUUGGAGGCAGGAAAGAGCGGAGGGCGGGUAUCUGUUCCUGACCAAAGUGUGCUGGAGAUGCUGUGUUCAGGAAGUUCAGGAGAUAUUCGCAGUGCCAUCAACAGUCUGCAGUUCUCCUCUCUCCCAGAUAUGUCACUGGAAAAGGGGCUGUGGGGGAAGAAGAAGGACAGAUCUGCCACCUCAUUAGGCAAAGUAACUUCCACGACAACUAUGAGGAAGAGGAAGAACAAAGAGACAAAGGAGCAGGAAGAAGAGCAGGCAAUCGGAGGAAAAGAUGCUUCUCUUUUCCUGUUCAGAGCAUUGGGGAAAAUCCUGCACUGCAAGCGAGGAAACACGGAGGGUGCUGGAGGCUGCCAUGGGCCCGGCCUGCCGUCUCAUCUGUCACAACACCACAGACAGACACUGCUCGUAGACCCUGAGGUGGUGGUGGAGCGCUCGCACAUGUCUGGGGAGUUCUUUAACCUGUACCUCCACCAGAACUACCUGGACUUCUUCUCCGAGGUGGAAGAUGUGGUCCGGGCCAGCGAGUAUCUGUCUGAUGCUGACUUCCUCACUGCCGACUGGACCAAUCGCAGCAGCCUGGGGGAGUACGGUCCCUCAGUGGCCACCAGGGGUCUCCUUCACUCCAACUCCACACAAGUGUCUGUCGGAUUCAGACCGCUGCACAAACCCAACUGGCUGCUUGUCAGCAAGAAGUAUCGUGAGAACAGCCUGGCUGCCCGCUCUCUGUUCGCCGACUUCUGUCUAACUCCUGUCAGCCUGCAGACUGAGCUGCUGCCCUACCUGGCAAAGCUCACCAACCCUUUGAGGAACCAAGCUCAGAUCACCUUUAUCCAGGAUGUUGGUCAGCUCCCGCUGAGGCUGUCCCGUGGCAGGUUGAAACUGGAGGUCCUGACAGACAAAGAGCCAGGCCUGUUCGAGGUGAACAGUGAGGAGGAAGAAGAGGAGGAGGCUGAUGGAGGCCAAGCAGGGCAAGGUGGUGGUCUGCCGGCCAGCCAGCCCCGGCCCACCACAGGCCAAGACCUGGAGGAGGAGGAGCUGCUGAUCGAGGAGUACGACAGUGACUGACAGAGCCCGCAAACUGCCUUACCGCUAAACUGUGAUUCUUUUGGACUGUUUGACUUUUCUAUUGUAAUAUUGGCACUCAUGCCAAUUGUUGAUAUGAUGAUGGUUAUGGCAAGGUUUUUUUGCCUCCCUGGGGCAUCACUUCGACAGUAUAUGGUCAUGCUUGUAAGAAUCUUAUUGUCUUUGUGGCACCUGAAACUUAAUGUGAGUCAUCAUCUGUAUUGCAGUAAAGGGAAUUAAUUGUAAUAAUUUCCCAAGCCAGCUCUUACAGCUCAGUUCAGAUGAAAUAUUGUCAAUAUUUAUUUGUUUUAAGUGCAGGUUCAGCGCUUACUUUUUGUAUUUCAGAUAGUUGAGGAAGGCUGGGUUGUUUCUGCCCAGUUGUAGUAAGUUUUCAUGAAGCUUUGUCAAGAACCAUUCCCCACACUGGAGGACUGAUGAAGAAUUUUUCUUUAUUCUUUCUCGAGUGGAAAAAAGAAAUGUUACUUUAAAUGCUUAUUUAAAACAGAUUUUGUCUGUGGAAACUCAAAAUAAGCUUGUGAAUAAAAAUAAUGUUGAA